Striga hermonthica is the source of this 2259-nucleotide messenger RNA. The record is from the annotation of a GenBank genome assembly. NCBI's taxonomy places the organism in Eukaryota, Viridiplantae, Streptophyta, Magnoliopsida, Lamiales, Orobanchaceae.
AUGAUGAACGGCAAAGGGCUGAGCCCGGCGCCUGUGAUUUCUGCUGAUCACAAGAGGGAUGCUUAUGGGUUUGCAGUAAGACCUCAACACUUGCAAAGAUACCGGGAAUAUGCAAGUAUAUACAAGGAAGAAGAGGAGGAGAGGUCGAAUAGGUGGAAGAACUUUCUAGAAAGACACCCUGAAUCUGGUGCUGUGAGUGAGCUAUCUGACGACAAUAAUGUUGUAAAGUCAAAUGUUAAACCAUCUAAUGCAACAAGCGGCGAUAGUUCGAGUGAAGAUUGUAAAGAGAUGCAAUCUAAAGUUCAUCACAUGCAGAUAUGGAUGGAGGUCAGGUCAUCUCUACGGGCUGUAGAGGAUAUGAUGAGUUCUCGUGUGAAGAAAAAAGUUGCCUUAUCAAAGAAUGAGACUCGGUCUGAACCGGGACUGAGAAAUGAACUUCCUUCUAUUGAAGAAGCCCCGCCCGGAAAAGGGGCAUCAGAAGAAGAUUCCGAUGAAGAGUUCUUUGAUUUAGAGAGAUCAGAAUCGGAUCCAGUUCAAGAGAUCCUCUCGACAGACGGUAUUUUUCCCGUUUUGGACACACAUUCAGAAGCUAAUAUUCUUCCUUGGACGCAAGAACUGGAAUGUCUUGUUCAAGGUGGGGUUCCAAUGGAACUGAGGGGAGAGCUAUGGCAAGCCUUUGUUGGUGUUAGAGCACGCAGAGUGGAGAAUUACUAUCAGAAUUUGCUUUCUCCGGAUAAUAAUGUAGAAAAGAAAAAUACAGAGUCAGGGGAUAAAAAUCACGAACCGAAUGUGGAGUCUGUCAGGAUACCUGAAAAAUGGAAAACCCAGAUUGAGAAGGAUUUGCCUCGAACUUUUCCCGGUCAUCCUGCUUUAGAUGAGGAUGGUAGGAAUGCUUUAAGACGGUUACUGACUGCAUAUGCUCGGCAUAAUCCGUCUGUUGGAUAUUGCCAGGCAAUGAACUUCUUUGCAGGCUUGUUAUUGCUACUGAUGCCAGAGGAAAAUGCAUUUUGGACUCUAAUAGGCAUUCUAGAUGACUAUUUUGAUGGAUAUUAUACCGAAGAAAUGAUAGAAUCUCAGGUUGAUCAGCUUGUUCUUGAGGAGUUGGUUCGCGAAAGAUUCCCAAAACUGGUCAAUCAUCUUGAUUACCUAGGAGUGCAGGUAGCAUGGGUGACUGGGCCAUGGCUUCUCACAAUUUUUGUGAAUAUGCUUCCAUGGGAAAGCGUUCUUAGAGUCUGGGAUGUGCUUCUCUUCGAAGGGAAUCGAGUAAUGCUUUUCCGGACAGCACUUGCUUUAAUGGAACUAUAUGGGCCCGCAUUAGUUACGACUAAAGAUGCUGGAGAUGCAGUCACGCUGCUUCAAUCCUUAGCUGGCUCGACUUUCGAUAGUAGUCAACUUGUCUUGACGGCUUGUAUGGCUUUCCAGAAUGUUCAAGAAAAUCUAUUAAGAGAACUAAGAGAUAAACACCGACCAGCUGUCAUGGAUUCAUUGAAGGAAAGAGCAAAAGGAGUGACGAAGGAUUCACAAGGCCUGGCUUCUAAAUUGUAUAGUUUUAGUAAGGACUCAGGUUCGGUUAUGAUGGGGAGUGAUAAAUCGAGCAUAGUUAGCAUGCCUUUGAAUGGUAAUGUGGAGAUCGAUUCUGCUAAAGAUCUUGAAGAGCAGGUAGUUUGGCUUAAGGUCGAGCUAUGCAAGCUCCUUGAGGAGAAAAGAUCUGCUGAGAUUAGGGCAGAAGAGCUUGAAACAGCACUAAUGGAGAUGGUUAAACAGGAUAAUCGACGACAACUGCAUGCAAGGGUCGAGCAAUUAGAGCAACAGGUGAGUGAGCUUAAACAAGCCCUUGCCGAUAAGCAGGAGCAGGAGAGUGCCAUGCUUCAGAUUUUAAUGAGGGUCGAACAAGAACAGAAAGUGACAGAGGAUGCUCGCAUAUUUGCCGAGCAAGAUGCUGCUUCCCAGAGAUAUGCUGCUCAAGUGCUUCAGGAAAAGUAUGAAGAAUUAAGUGCAGCUCUGGGUGAGAUGGAAAAGAGGGCAUUAAUGGCCGAGUCCAUGCUGGAAGCCACCUUGCAGUACCAGUCGGCUCAGCCUUCUCCUCGAUCCAUUCAACAAAGUAAUCAAGAACCUUCACAAGAAACCCAGAUAAGAAAGAUCAGUUUACUCUCGAGACCAUUCGGAUUAGGGUGGCGUGACAGGAACAAGGUGAACAGUGAAAAUUUAAGCUUGAAGCUAGAAGAGGCAAAUGGCAAUGGGCUAGAGGAGAAGUUAUAG